Plasmopara halstedii is the source of this 1161-nucleotide messenger RNA. Its product is annotated as RxLR-like protein. NCBI's taxonomy places the organism in Eukaryota, Oomycota, Peronosporomycetes, Peronosporales, Peronosporaceae. The coding region runs from base 1 to 1161 and encodes 386 amino acids. Gene Ontology annotation, molecular function: aspartic-type endopeptidase activity. Gene Ontology annotation, biological process: proteolysis. The transcript has a single exon. The record is from RefSeq and is a predicted model, not a curated record.
AUGUCACGUCGUUUUCUCUGCUUCUUGCUACUUGGACUCAGCACCGCUGCAGUACUGCGUGUGCCAAUGAUUAAACGCAACAAUGAUGAAUUUCUAUCAUCGCUAUUAAAUCCAAUUCAAUCCAUACAUCGUCCUGCGAUUUGGAUCCCAAACGUGAAUCUAUUGCUUCAAGAUCCAAAUUUUGCCGUCGAAGGUACAGCUGAUGUUAUCAUUCGCGACUUUCAGAAUGCACAAUAUUACGGUUUGAUCUCAAUUGGUACCCCACCUCAACCUUUUGCUGUUGUAUUUGACACGGGAUCGAGUAACCUGUGGGUACCUGACAAAAAAUUUGGAUCGCAUCAUGUAUAUGACCAUACAAAAAGUAUUACGUACAAACAAAAUGGAUCAAUUUUUAAUAUCAUGUAUGGUAGUGGACCCGUGUCAGGAUUUUUGUCGCAAGAUACUUUGCAAGUGGGUAAACUUACAGUCUCGGACCAAUUUUUUGCUGAAGUGAAUGUGACAAAAGGAUUAGGUCCGGCCUAUUAUCUUGGCAAAUUUGAUGGACUUUUUGGUCUAGCUUUUGACACUAUUAGCGUUGAUCACCUUAAAACUCCAUUUCAUCGAAUGGUGCAACAAGGUUUAUUGGAUGAACCAGUAUUUGCAUUUUAUCUAGGCGACAAAAAAGACGGCGAGUUGAUACUUGGUGGUGUCGAUCAAAGUCACUAUACAGGGGAACUUACUUAUGUUGAUGUAAUAAGUGCCACGUAUUGGACAGUGCAACUUGACGCAAUUACAAUUUUUGACAAAAAUGUUACUGAUGUGAACAAGGCAAUUAUUGACUCUGGCACUUCACUUAUUGCUGGACCAAAAUACCAAGUGGCAAAAUUGGCCAAAUUAGUCGGUGCACAUAAAUUUAUACUUGGUGAGUAUUUCAUCAGUUGUUCUGCUACUGCUCCAGACAUUUCAUUUGUGUUAAAUGGCAAGACAUUCACUCUCACCAAAUCGGAGUAUACACUUAAGAGUGGACCAUUUUGUCUCUUUGCUUUUGUCGGAAUGGAUAUUCCACCACCUGCUGGUCCACUUUGGAUUCUAGGUGAUGUGUUUAUGCGCAAACAUUAUACUGUUUUUGAUUGGGGUACGGACACUCGUAAGCCACGCGUUGGCUUUGCCCUUGCUGUAUGA